Haliaeetus leucocephalus (bald eagle) is the source of this 1522-nucleotide messenger RNA. RefSeq names its product transcription factor B2, mitochondrial (gene TFB2M). The record is from RefSeq and is a predicted model, not a curated record. The transcript has 9 exons. Lineage: Eukaryota; Metazoa; Chordata; Aves; Accipitriformes; Accipitridae. Gene Ontology annotation, biological process: rRNA methylation; transcription initiation at mitochondrial promoter. Gene Ontology annotation, cellular component: mitochondrial matrix. Gene Ontology annotation, molecular function: mitochondrial transcription factor activity; rRNA (adenine-N6,N6-)-dimethyltransferase activity. The coding region runs from base 1 to 1194 and encodes 397 amino acids.
AUGGCGUGGAGGCGAGGGGGAUGGUCCUGCCGCGCCGCCGUUGCCGCAGGCUCCCGGCGGUGCAGGGCUGGCACCAUAGAGAAGACGGCGGGACGAGAGACCUCCGACGAUAGAGCGGAAGACCCGGGCCUGCGGGUGCCGGAGGCGGCGGAGGCGGAACGGCUGGUGCAGCAGGCGCAGCAGCUGCAGCGGAUCAGAGCUCCGCUCCGCCGCUUCAUUGCCUGCCCGCAGUUAGCGCGCACUGUGCAGCGUUGCCUGCAGGGCGGAGCCAGUCCCGGUCCCCGGCCCGUCCUGCUCGAGUGCGCGCCCGGUCCUGGAAUCUUGACCCGAACUCUGCUCAAUGCAGGUGUUAGAGUGGUAGCUCUGGAAAGCAGCUCAGCUUUUCUUCCAAACUUACAGUCCCUAGAGAAUAGCCUGGAUGGACAAUUAAAGGUAAUUUAUGGUGACUUCUUCAGACUGGAUCCUUUGGUGACUGGAACAGUGAAACCACCUGCUGUGUGUUCUGACAAACUUUUUGAAACCAUGGGUGUAGCAGCAGUUCCUUGGAGGGCAGAUGUACCUCUGAAAAUUUUUGGGAUCUUACCACAAAAAAAGGAAAGGAACACACUUUGGAGGCUUCUUUUUGCCCUGUAUGAAUGCAGUUCCAUAUACAGAUAUGGAAGAGUAGAACUCAACAUCUUUAUAAGUGAAAAAGAGUACAAGGUAUUAACAGCAAAGCCUGGGGAAGUGAGGGCUUACCAAGCGCUUACUAUACUUUGGCAAGUAGGAUGUGAAAUUCAGCUAUUGCACAUGGAACCUUGGUCAUCAUUUGUAACUAAUUUGAAAAAUGGGGGACGGGCAGUACCAAAAAGCACGUGGCUGCCAAAUGACCAUUUAUGUUUGGUACGACUGACUCCUCAGCAAAAUCUAUUUACAGGAGGCUUGAAUCCCACAAAUUCAUCUACCUUUAUUUUCAUGGUGAAACAGUGUCUUGCUAGACCUAAGUCUAGACUUACUGAUAGAUUAAAUUCAUGGAGCUUGGACAAUGGUGGCAAAUUACUGAGAGAGCUAGAAAUUCCAGACAAUGCUGAAACACGUAACUUAUACCCAGAAGACUAUAGGCGUCUUUUCGAGGCCUUGCAGAACUCUAAUAUGUUUGCUGAAACCUGGUUCCAUGAUGAAGUCUUGGACAGUAUAAGGAACAUAAACUUAUAAAUCUAAAGCUGCUGUCUUUUGGAAGAUCACCUUUGCUUCUGGAAGAUUACUUUGAUAAGAAAUGAUUUAAAUAAAAUCGGAGAUACUGCUAGCAAGAUGAUUUCCUGUCCAAACAGGAAAAUAAAUUUAGCAAGUAACAAGACCCCUUCUACACAGGAUGAAAGUAACAGAUUCACAGUUAAUUGGUCACAGUCUUAUCUAGAAUGGACAAACUUGCAUCUUUUCCAGGAGCAUAUUAGUGACCUGCUGCUUUUGGAUGUACCAUUUAAAUGGAACUUUUUGUUACACUGCUGUAUAUUUACAACAUUUGAAAAAAAAAUAACAGACC